AGGACCAGGCCGGCUCCGCGCCCCACACCCCAUCUCGGGCUCUCCGGCGCCCCCCAAGGACCAGUGCCCCAGCCCCCUGCCCCCCAUCAUGGAGGAGGAGAAGAAGCCCCUGGUCCGGCGGAACAGCGAGCGGCUGAUGAAGGAGACCCCGGAGCGAACGAAACAGAAGCUGGCCAAGAAGGCGGCGUCCUCGGCCAACCUGCUCACACGCUCCCCCAGUCUGGAAAGCCGAGCGAAAGAGCUCAUUUCCAGCCCAGGGUCCCAGGGGUCCAGUCGGGGCCGAACCACACAAGGCCAGUCCAUUAAGAUGUUCAUCCGGGGGCGCCCCAUUACCAUGUACAUCCCUUCCAACAUCCAGAACUACGAAGAGCUGAAGAUGGACCUGCCAGCUGAGAAACUGGAGCUGGACUGGGUCUAUGGUUACCGGGGUCGAGACUGCCGGGCAAACCUGUAUCUGCUGCCGUCUGGAGAGGCAGUUUACUUCAUUGCCUGUGUGGUGGUGCUCUAUCACCUCAGUGACCGCACCCAGAGGCACUACCGCAAGCAUACCGACUGCGUACGCUGCCUUGCUGUUCACCCAGACAAGGUUCGUGUGGCCUCGGGGCAAACUGCAGGAGUAGAUAAGGAUGGCAAGGCGCUGCAGCCGUUUGUGCACAUCUGGGACUCGGUGACGCUGGCCACUCUGCAGACCAUCGGCCCCGGCACCUUUGAGAGAGGAGUGGGCUCUGUGGCCUUCUCCCAGUCCGAUUCCGGAGCGUUCCUGUGUGUGGUCGAUGAGUCUAAUGAGCACAUGCUGUCUGUGUGGGACUGGGCCAAAGGGACCAAGCACACUGAAGUGAAGAGCACCAACGAGGCUGUGCUGGCUGUGGAGUUCAACCCCAGCGACAGCAGCAACAUCAUCACCUCGGGCAAGUCGCACGUCCACUUCUGGACACUGGCCGGCGGAGCGCUCACCAAGAAGCAGGGCAUCUUUGGAAAAUACAAGAAGCCCAAGUUCAUCCUGUGCUUCGUGUUCAGCCUAACGGGAGACGUGCUGACGGGGGACUCCGAGGGCAACAUCCUCACUUGGGGCAAAUCACGCGCAGACACAAAGACGCUGGGCAAAGGAGCCAAAGAGACCUUCCAGAUCAUGCGUCAGAUGCGUGCUCAUGAGGGCAGUGUGUUUACACUCUGCGUCCUGCAGGGCGGCGCUCUUCUGAGUGGCGGAGGAAAAGACCGCAAGAUUAUUCGCUGGAGUGCUGACCUAGCCCCUGAGAGGGAAUGUGAGAUUCCAGAGCAGUUCGGGGCCGUGCGUACCAUCGCUGACGUGGAUGGAGAGGAGCUUCUGGUGGGAACGACCCGCAACGCCAUCCUCAGAGGCACCUUCUCCGACGGCUUUGUGGCCGUAGUACAGGGCCACGUGGAUGAGAUGUGGGGUCUGGCCACACACCCCUCCCAGAAUGUCUUCCUGACCUGCGGGAACGACCGGCAGCUGUGCCUGUGGAACGCCGAGGAGCACAGUCUGGACUGGUCCACCACUCUGGAGGAGUCGGGACUGUGUGCAGACUUCUGUCCCAGCGGGACGGUGGUGUCUGUUGGUCUCAACACAGGCAGGUGGUUGGUGCUGGAUUUGCGGACGAGGGAGGUGGUGUCUGACCUCACCGAUGGUAACGAGCAGCUGUCCGUCAUGAGAUACUCUCCAGAUGGAAGUUUCCUGGCUGUGGGUUCCCAUGACAACUUCAUCUACAUCUACAGUGUGUCUGAGAGUGGGCGGCGCUACACGCGUUUCGGGAAGUGCACGGGACACUCCAGUUUCAUAACCCAUCUGGAUUGGUCCAAAGAUGGGAAAUACAUCAUGUCCAAUUCUGGAGAUUAUGAGAUCCUUUACUGGGACGUGGCUGGAGGCUGCAAGCUGCUGAGGAAUCGCUACGAGAGUAAAGACCGCGAGUGGGCCUCCUACACCUGUGUGCUGGGCUUCCACGUUGUGGGAGUUUGGCUGGAGGGGUCAGAUGGCACGGACAUAAAUGCACUCUGCCGUUCCCACAACGAGAGACUGGUAGCCAUGGCAGACGACUUCUGCAAAGUGCACCUGUUCCAGUACCCCUGUCCAAAGCCUAAGGCACCUAGUCAUAAGUAUGAGGGUCACGGCAGCCACGUGACCAAUGUGUGCUUCACUAGCAGCGACAGCCACCUGCUCUCCCUGGGGGGCAAAGACACCUGCAUCCUCCAGUGGAGAGUGACGGGCAGCCCCAGCGGUGGGGCAAGAGAGCAUGCGGCCUCCACCUCCAGCUCCACCUCCACCAACUCACCAGAGCCCGGAAUGUAAAGAGAAAUAAAGGGGAAUGGCUUGGGAGUGGAAGGAGGUAGAGAGAAAUGAGAGAUGCCACUGCAAUGUGCUCUGUCAUAUGAACAGGCAGACAAGCAGAAAACAAAAAAGGAUGGGGGAAAAAAUACUGAAAGAAUGGUAGAAAAGAAGGAGGAAGGAAAGAAUCAGAACUGUUAAGCUCCUGCCAUCUACAGAAAGUUUUAGUAGGAUAAAAUCAACAGUGAAAAAACAGUUAAACCAUGAUUAUGUUUUUUUUUAUACAAUAUGAUUAAUGAAUAGGAAUCUAUGAAGCGGAUGGUGGAGGUGAAUCAUAUCAGUGUAUGCCGCAGCUAGUCUGUGUGUUCUAUUUGCCGUAUGUAACUCUGAAGUGCCUUCUUCUGACCCUAGCCAAGCACAUUUGACCAGCAGUCAAUAUACUAGAUGUGACAAAGCCAAAAUUGAUAUGACUUGCCUCUUGUGCUGAAGAACAUUUUUGGAUAUAAACAGAUGAAAUAGACUGUGUGUGUGUGUGUGUGUGUGUGUGUGUGUGUGUGUGAGAGAGAGAGAGUGUAAACUAUUAAAAGCACAUAGGCUGCAUCACCAGACCAUUAAGGCAGGUGUUAGAUAAGAUCCAUGUCCAUGUGCUGUUUCCUGUCAUAAUGGACAUCAUUAAUACACAAUAAUACACAAUAUCGCUUACAUUUUCAUUUCUUCAGCUUUUCUCUUCCAGUACAGUGUGGCUAGGGAUUCCUGUGUCUGUGCCAGGGCCCUUACCAGCCACUUGUAGAGCCAUCCAGUUCAUAACACAGUUCAUAGUGUGAUCCAGUGUGAAUAUGGCAUGAGUAUUACAUUUUCUGGACACAUUUUGUGUGUCCUUGAACAGUUUGUUAUACAGCAAAGAAGCCUGAAGCUUUGCCUGUGUCUAUGCAAUGCAAUAUCUAUACAGCAUUCCAAAGUCAUUAACAUUCCUUUUUGUAAUUCGUUUUAUAUUGUCAUAGUUUGUGUGCAAUGUAAAUGUAAUUUUGCUCUAUAGUUCUGUCAUUUUAAUCAGAUUGUAAUAAAGCUUACUCAAUGAA
Alosa alosa (allis shad) is the source of this 3360-nucleotide messenger RNA. RefSeq names its product EMAP like 3 (gene eml3). The record is from RefSeq and is a predicted model, not a curated record. The coding region runs from base 89 to 2305 and encodes 738 amino acids. Lineage: Eukaryota; Metazoa; Chordata; Actinopteri; Clupeiformes; Clupeidae. The transcript has 21 exons. Gene Ontology annotation, biological process: microtubule cytoskeleton organization. Gene Ontology annotation, molecular function: microtubule binding. Gene Ontology annotation, cellular component: mitotic spindle.